AUUACCAAAUAAUAAAUUAAAAUAAAAUAAAAACUCCUCGAGACGAACAUCUUCCCCACCUUCUUCUUCUUCAACUCAAAAAACUUCUUUCUCUCUAGAUCAAAUUUAAAAAAAACGUUUGUGGGUUCUGAUCAUAUGUUCUUUAAUGGUUUGCUAUGAUUCUCAUUCUUCUAGUCUUUUAGCUUUCUCGAGGGUCCCAUUAGUGUGAUCUCCUCAGAUCUGAUUGGUUCGAUUCUAUUUUUUAAUUUUGUUUUGGAGAUUUUUUUUCUAGUUGUUGUGUAAGUUCGGACACGAGACAAACAAACCUUCAAAUCAAAAAAUGUUGACACACGACAGAGAUGAAGAACUCUCUAUGUUCCUUGAGAUGCGUCGACGCGACAAAGAACGUAGAGGAGAAUCUCUUGUAACAGGAUCUGAUAGUACUAGUAUCAACGGAGCGUUGACGACUGCUGCUGCUGCGGCGCUCUCUGGUGUCUCUGAAACGGUGUCGUCUCAACGUUAUCCUCUCCGGAGAACCGCAGCAGAGAACUUCUUGUACUCAGAGAAUGAGAAAUCCGAUUACGAUUGGCUGCUUACGCCGCCAGGCACGCCUCAGUUUGAGAAAGAGUCACAUAGGAGCGUAAUGGAACAGAGUGAGGCUCCCAAUUCUCGCCCCACGAAUCUUAAAUCUCGGUUAGGGAACUGCCGUGAAGAUAAACCCCAAAUGGCAUCAUCCUCGUUAGCUGGACUCAGAAGACCGUCUUCAUCUAGUAGCUCAAGGUCCACGAGCAGACCUUCCACACCAACCAGAAGGUCUACAACCCCAACCACAACCACUUCCACAACAAGGCCUGUGACAACCACUAGAGCUUCAAACUCUAGAUCCUCAACACCCACCUCACGUGCAACAUUAACUGCUGCACGUGCUACUACCUCCGCAACGGCUCCACGCACCACAACAUCUAGAUCAGCUACUCCAACUCGGACUAAGACUCAGCCUUCUUCUGCACCUUCUAAAAAACCUUUAUCAAGGUCGGCCACACCAACCCGCAGGUCUCCAACCCCGACCGGUCCAUCAAUAGUUUCGAGUAAAGCUCCCUCUCGAGGGACUUCUCCAACUCCAACCCCGACCGGUCCAUCAAUGGUUUCUAGUAAAGCUCCCUCUCGAGGGACUUCUCCCACUCCAACUGUGAAGUCGUCGAAGCCAUGGAAGCCGCGGGAGAUGCCUGGAUUCUCAUUAGAAGCCCCACCGAAUCUGAGGACCUCUGCAUCAGAUAGACCAGUCUCAGCUACAAGAGGCAGACCUGGAGUAGCCUCUGCACCAGGCUCAAGAUCAAAUUCCAUAGAACGUGGCAACGGCGCCGCCAGUAAUGGCGUCGGACACGCAAGAAGGCAAUCUUGCUCCCCGUCAAGAGGCCGUGCUCCUGUAGGGAGCAACAACGGGAGCCUCCCAGGUGCACGUGGGCGAGGAAAGGCCAACAACGGCGAUAGCCCAGUGGCUAUGGGUAAUAAAAUGGUCGAGAGAGUGGUGAACAUGAGGAAACUAGGUCCACCACGGCUAACAGAGAGCGGUGGUAGAGGAACGGCCAAAUCUAGCUCUGCUUUUAACAGCCUUGGCUAUGGGAGAAACCUCUCCAAGAGCUCCAUCGAUAUGGCCUUGAGACAUAUGGAUAUAAGACGAGGCAUGACAGGGAAUCUCCGGCCGCUUGUCACGAAAGUUCCGGCAUCAUCAAUGUACAGCGUGCGAAGCCGGCCGAAUAGUGUCACCAACUCUCCGAUGGCUACGAGCAGCACUGUCAGCUCAUCCGAACCGAACUUGGACAACAUCAACAUUUUGUGCUUAGAUGGGAACGAUGCUGAAAACGAUGAUCUUCUUAGCGAGAGAAGCUUUUCUUCUCCGCGAGACCAGUUCCCUAAGUUCACAUCUUGACUUAUAAGUACAAUAUAUCGUAUGUUCUUGUUUUUGGUACCAUACUUAACGUGUCUGUAAUCGAACAUUCGUAAAGUCUAUGAAACUCAUGUGUCAAAUGUC
Brassica napus (rape) is the source of this 2011-nucleotide messenger RNA. RefSeq names its product flocculation protein FLO11-like. Bases 320 to 1909 code for a protein of 529 amino acids. Lineage: Eukaryota; Viridiplantae; Streptophyta; Magnoliopsida; Brassicales; Brassicaceae. The record is from RefSeq and is a predicted model, not a curated record. The transcript has 5 exons. Gene Ontology annotation, biological process: cortical microtubule organization. Gene Ontology annotation, cellular component: cortical microtubule.